GCAUUUGCACAUGCUGAGCAGAAUGCGCAAAGCAAUCGAGGGCGAGCGAGGAGCGGAGCGAAGCUGACCCAGCAAUCCGGGUCGUCCUACUGCUGCUGCUGCUGCUGCUGCUGCUGGACAAUGCGCUCACACCGCGCUUUAGUACAAGCUGCCGUCUUACUCUCCACCACCACACACCCGUCGGUACAGCGUUUCGGCCCAGCUGCGAAAUCAAACCAGCCAGUAUGUCAUCCUGAUCCGCCAGCUUGGGAGGAGCCGCGGCACUCUUGGUCGCCCACUCCACCCACUGCACUUCAUGAUUCAUCCACCUGCCAAUGCCGCACUCCUAGUCAAUCUCUGGUCUGCACGGCAUGUGAUGAAUUAGCAAGACAGCGACCAAAACCUGGGUACCCGUACACCCCCCAUCCUCAGAUCCAGCGUCGUUGGCCAUACAACCUUCCCGCAGCGAACCACGCCAGCAACCAUCGGUUCCGCACUCGUGGUCUUGUUCGGAACUUGCAAUCCCAGAUGCAUGACACAGGUCGCCACCCACCUACAGGGUCAUCGUACAUUGUCGUCCAGCGAGGUGACUUCUCCCGCUGUUGUACCGUCUGUUUCUGUUUUCAUUCCUCGCACCUAGCCACGGCGUCGCACACUGUGUCUCACGGUAUACACCCAUAUGAGGAUCCCUCUGCUCCAAAACAGGCAGUUGCUUGCUGUGGAUUGUUAUGGCACACUGCCCAAACGGGCCAAAGGGGAAAGCAUGGCGCCGGGGAUCGACACACUGAUCCCGGUUGUCAUCUGCCUACUCUGGCCAUCUCAAGAGCCCCCACCACCAUUCUCAAUUCCUGCGCUCGGAUAUUCACCUUCCAACUUGAUCUCCUGCCUGCAUGCACAAUCAAGAUAUCCGGGUGCUGCGACUACGCCUUUGCGGCUACACAAUCGUAUUUGCACGUACAGACGCACGGCCCUUACCCCGGGCUUUUCUGCUCUGCUAGCCAACAGCCUAGGGGCCCGAAUUGCCGUACCGAAGAAAUACCACGACGGAACAGGUCGUAUGCGAUCCCCAAAAAUCAGCCAGCACAGGCAAAGUUCCACUCGAAUUGGCACUCGGGUGCUGGGGCUUUUGUAUGCCAAGACUCUGUUCGUCUUCGACAACAUUGGGAGCGCUAGUCUGUGUGAGGGUCGUACGCGCCUUCCGUUUUGGUACCACACAAGUCAAUGUU
Periconia digitata is the source of this 1205-nucleotide messenger RNA. NCBI's taxonomy places the organism in Eukaryota, Fungi, Ascomycota, Dothideomycetes, Pleosporales, Periconiaceae. The record is from the annotation of a GenBank genome assembly.